AUGCUAGAGAAUUCACUCAGAUGGCUUGGGGCUUGGCAGGAGUGCAUCCGGAACAUAUGCAUUCUGGCGCAUGUGGAUCAUGGCAAAACGACGAUGUCAGAUCACCUGAUCGCUUCAAACGGCCUCAUACAUCCUCGACUGGUUGGAGAGCUGCGAUACCUUGACAGCAGGGAUGAUGAGCAGGCUCGCGGCAUAACAAUGAAGUCCAGCGCCAUAUGCCUUCUGCAUGUGCCUGGGCAUCUCAUCAACCUCAUAGACUCGCCAGGCCAUGUGGACUUCUGCAGCGAGGUCAGCACAGCAGCGCGGCUGAGCGAUGGAGCUCUGGUGAUUGUGGAUGCUGUGGAGGGUGUCUGCAUCCAGACUCAUGCCGUGCUGCGGCAGGCUUGGCAGGAGAAGGUGAGGAUGUGCCUGGUGAUCAACAAGAUGGACAGGCUGAUCCACGAGGUGAAGCUGGCGCCUGAUGAGGCAUACACCAGGGUGCGGGGCAUAAUCACACACGUGAACAUGAUCCUGUCGGCCUUCCAGAGCGAGCAACAUAUCUCAGAUGCAGACGCUGUGCUGGCCCACGAAGAUGCCAAAGCCACGGCUGACAGCAGUGGGCUGCUCGAAGAUGAUGAAGAGUCCAAGGAGGACGAGGACAUGGAGUUCUCCCCUGAGAAAGGGAAUGUGGCAUUUGCGAGCGCGCAUGACGGCUGGGCAUUCAGGGUCGGCCAGUUUGCUGACCUGUACGCGGCCAAGCUGGGCUUCAAGUCCUCUGCCUUGGCCCGCGCCCUUUGGGGCGAGUACAGGAUAGAUGCCAAGACCAAGCGCAUCAUGCGCAUCAAGGCUUCCCAAACUGCCAAGUACAAGCCGCUUUUUGUGCAGCUUGUGCUGGAGCCGUUGUGGAAAGCGUAUGAGGCAGUGGAGCCCGGCGCAGAUGUGAAGAGCAUCCUUGGCAAGAUGUGCGUGCAGGUGAGCGAGAAGGCGAUCUCGCACCCGGACGCAAAGACGGCGCUGCGAGCAGUGAUGCGCGGCUGGCUGCCGCUGUCAGAGGCGGUGCUGAGCAUGGCGGUGGAGCAGCUGCCCUCCCCACUGGAAGCUGCCCCCGAGCGCGUGCCGCACCUGCUCGCACUUGACGCCAUUGAGGCCGCCGGUGCGCCGCGGCUGCCAGCCGCCAUGCAGCAGGCUGCCAUGUCAGCAUGCAACACCAGCGCCGAUGCGCCGCUCGUUAUCUACGUGUCCAAGAUGGUAGCUGUGCCCGCCUCGGCUCUGCCCCGCGUCCCUGGUACAGACAUAUUGCAAAAUAACAAGUUGUCAACAAAUUGUCAUUGCGCAGGCGAGCCCGGUCCGAGGGACCCGAAGCAGGAGGUGUUUUUGGCGUUUGCGCGCGUCUUCAGCGGCGUUGUCACGGACGGCCAGCGCGUGCAUGUGCUCUCAGCUGCCUACAACCCUGCACGGCCAGAUCUGGAAAGACAGGAAGUCCAGAAAAUGACGGCGCCUGUGCAGGUGGAUGGCCUGUUCCUGAUGAUGGGCCAGGGGCUGGAGCGGCUGCGGUCGGUGCCGGCCGGCUGCGUGUUGGCGCUGGGGGGCCUUGACCGCAGCAUCCUCAAAUCCGCCACCCUCUCCAGCUCGCCCGCCUGCCGGCCCCUCGCCCCCAUGCUCUUCCAGGCGUCGCCGAUCGUGCGGGUGGCGGUGGAGUCGGCGCGGCCGGCGGAGAUGCCCCAGCUGGAGGAGGGCCUGCGGCUGCUCAACCGCGCAGACCCCUUUGUCGAACUCUCCGUCCUCGACUCCGGCGAAUACGUCAUCGGCGCCGCAGCAGGCGAGGUGCACCUGGAGACGAUCAUAAAGGAUUUGAGAGAGCGAUUCGCACGCGUGGAUUUGAGCGUGUCGCCGCCGCUGGUCGCUUUCCGCGAGAGCGUCUACAUCGAGGCCGAGGCCCCCGAGCCCGGCCACAAGCCGCCAAAGGUGACCAGACCACCUGUUGUCGAGGCGACAACAGCCAACGGGCUGUGCACACUACGCGUCCGGGCGCUGCCGAUCCCAUCACAGGUCGCCUCCGCCCUGGACAACCACGCUGAUCUGCUCCGGCGCCUCUUUGACGCGCCCAGUGCACCCGCACCUUUGGCCGAGGCAUCCAGCGCCUCUGCGGAGGCCCUACUGCAACGAACCUGGCUGCUGGGUCCCAAGCAGGUGGGCCCAAAUAUCUUGCUGAUGUCCAGCGCGGAGACGCGAGUGCUGGAAGUUCCGUUGGGGGACGGCCGCGCGGCGGCGGCGCUCGGCUUUGCCGGCGACGCGGCGGCGGCCGUGGCGGCCGAGCGCGAGGCGUGGCAGGAUCUGCGGUGGGAGGGCAUUCCCGGUAACGUGCGCCACGCCGUUUCGUCGGGCGUGGCGGCCGGUUUCCAGAUGGCGGGCGCUGCCGGGCCGCUCUGCGACGAGCCGCUCUGGGGCAUCGCCUUUGAGGUGGCGGCGCGGUUGAACCUGCCAGAAGCAGGCGAGCUGGCAAUGGCAGAGGAUGUGUACGGGCCAUUCAGCGGGCAGGUGGUGUUUUGCGCGCAGGUGUCGAGUGCGGCGCGGCAGGCGCUGCGGCGCGCGGUGGCAGAGGCGCACCCGCUGCUCGUGGAGGCCAUGCUCCUCUGCGAGCUGUCCUCCACGUCCGACGUCCUCUCAGGCACGUACGCGGUGCUGGGCAAGCGGCGGGCGCGGGUGGUGCGGGAGGAGUUGCGCGAGGGCAGCAACCUGUUUUCAAUUCUGGCCUUCCUCCCCGCGCAGGCCUCCUUCGGCCUGGCCGAUGAUCUGCGCCGCCGCACCUCGGGGGGCGCCUCCGCAGCGCUCAUGCUCUCCCACUGGGAGCGCCUGCAGGUGGACCCGUUCUUUGUGCCGAAGACGGAGGUGGAGAGGGAGGAGUUUGGCGAGGAGGGGCAGGGCGUGGGGACCGCCAACCUGGCGCACGCGCUCAUCGACACCGUGCGCCGCCGCAAGGGCCUCGCCGUCGACAAGAAGGUCGUCGAGAGCGCCACCAAGCAGCGCACCCGCGCCCGCAAGGUCUGA
This is a messenger RNA of Coccomyxa subellipsoidea C-169, 3027 nucleotides long. Its product is annotated as P-loop containing nucleoside triphosphate hydrolase protein. Gene Ontology annotation, biological process: cytosolic ribosome assembly. Gene Ontology annotation, molecular function: GTP binding; GTPase activity; ribosome binding. NCBI's taxonomy places the organism in Eukaryota, Viridiplantae, Chlorophyta, Trebouxiophyceae, Coccomyxaceae. The coding region runs from base 1 to 3027 and encodes 1008 amino acids. The record is from RefSeq and is a predicted model, not a curated record. The transcript has 20 exons. Gene Ontology annotation, cellular component: cytosol; ribonucleoprotein complex.